GUCAUGCUAGUCAUGUUUCUGGUGCUGCUCCCCAGUGGACAGAAAUGAUACGUAUAAAUGGAUGGUGUGAUGCGUUGCGGAUGUAUUGGUAGUUUGGUGGUGUAAUGUGCAUGUUUUUGUACCUAAUCAGAGUGUUCUGUAGGAAAUUAUUACCAGCCCUCGAAAAAUAUUUGAUUUUUAUAAGCUGACAUGGAAAUCGCGAGUCCUGGUGAUCUAGGGAGACUGAAUUGGUUGAAGUCAAAAUAUCUAUAUAAAUAAAAAUGUAUAGUGAAUAUACCUUUGGGGCUUCACGGUGUAAAUAUGCAGAAAAGGUGCACUGUUUCAAGGAUGUAACACCAUGUAAUCUCUUACCGCCGUUUUGGAAGCAGCACGUUUCUUCAGAACAGGUGAACCAGCUGUCUGAAACGUAGAUUUAGGCAACUAUUCCCAGUUGGAUACUGGUACACUUGCUGAUAAAAGAAUCUGUGCUACUAGGAUUAUUAUAAGCGAAUUCCUUUGGAACCCGCAGAACAUGUGUAAUAAACAAGUUUCAGGAUUACAAAAGAUUUUGCAUUCUCCUGUAACAGGAGUGCCAAGAAUUAUGCUGCGGAGAGCUGAAGAAAUAUUUCCAUCUGUUAGAGAAAGCAUGAAUUAUACAACUUUAGAGAAAGUUAUGCAUAGUCCAUGUGGAGAGACAUGCCCAACAAUGCAUGAUGCGAAUCACACCAUGAACAUAAAAGCUGAGGAAGUGUCAGAUGCAGAAGGGGAAGGGACUUCUGUGACAACGACAUUUGUGAAAAUAAAGGCUGAAACUGCAGAGGAAGUCCCAGACACAGAAAUUGAAGAGUCUCCUAUGCUGAUACCAUUUCAGAAAAUAAAGGCUGAACUUGCUGAAGUCCCAGAUGCAGAAGUGGAAGAGCCUCCUAUGCCAAUACCAUUUCAGAAAAUAAAGGCUGAACUUGCUGAAGUCCCAGAUGCAGAAGUGGAAGAGCCUCCUAUGCCAAUACCAUUUCAGAAAAUAAAGGCUGAACCUGCUGAGGAACUCUCAGAUGCAGAAGGGGAAAAGGUUCCCAUGUCAACCGCAUUUGUGAAAAUAAAGCCUGAACCUGAGGGAAAUGGAGUGCUGCAAGGGUCAGCUUUAAGGGAGACCUUGUUUGCAGUCAUCAUGAAUAGGAUGAGUAUUGUGAAUGAAGUUCAGCCUGCACAUGGUGAGCAGCGGCCAUAUUGGUGUUGUGUGUGUAAUAAGUCUUUCAGUGGUCAGAGUAAUCUGAAGAAACAUCAGCGCAUACACAGUGGGGAGCGGCCAUUCUGCUGUGACCUGUGUAGUAAGUCAUUCACUCAGCAGGGUCAUCUGAAGACACACCAACGCAUACAUAGUGGGGACCGGCCAUUUUGCUGUGAUGUCUGUGAUAAGUCAUUCAUCUUCAGGACAUCUACAAGGUCCCACAGUUGGAUCAUUGUUCACACCAGACUACAAAUAAAUGGCUCCAAAUGUGUUCACAAGGUGAUCAUCAGACAGCUGUUGCCAGGUAUUCACCACAGCACCCUCCUGAAAGAAUACUGA
Molecule: messenger RNA, 1543 nt
Organism: Cryptotermes secundus
Lineage: Eukaryota; Metazoa; Arthropoda; Insecta; Blattodea; Kalotermitidae
Product: zinc finger and SCAN domain-containing protein 5B-like
Exons: 7
Coding region: 512-1543 (343 amino acids)
Cellular component (GO): nucleus
Source: RefSeq, a predicted model, not a curated record